Molecule: messenger RNA, 1485 nt
Organism: Hyaloscypha bicolor E
Lineage: Eukaryota; Fungi; Ascomycota; Leotiomycetes; Helotiales; Hyaloscyphaceae
Product: homogentisate 1,2-dioxygenase
Exons: 2
Coding region: 1-1485 (494 amino acids)
Biological process (GO): L-phenylalanine catabolic process
Cellular component (GO): cytoplasm
Molecular function (GO): homogentisate 1,2-dioxygenase activity
Source: RefSeq, a predicted model, not a curated record
AUGGGUGAAGCACCUUCUUUGUCGUUCGACACUCGAACUUUCCAUUGGACUGACGCAAAAUCAAAAGCGAUUACCCGACCCCAGGAUCCCUACAACUACCUGCAAGGUUUUGGCAAUGAACACCAAUCCGAAUUCAUUCCAGGAGCUCUUCCAAUCGGACAGAACUCUCCGCAAAUAUGUCCUUUCGGUCUAUAUGCAGAACAAGUCACAGGCACCUCUUUUGCAGCCUCUCGUUCUCACUCAAUGAGAAAUUUUCUAUAUCGUCGCCGCCCCGCAUGCGUUCACAGCACAUACGAGAAGAUUCCCGACAACCCCACAAUUGAGUCUUCGUUCCUGAAUCCGUCAAAAGAUUUGCACUCCAUUCCCUCACAACUAUCAUGGUCGCCGUUCAAAAUACCAGCAAAAGAAGCUGCCGUUAUCGACUUCACCAAGGGAAUACACACCCUAGGUGGAAGUGGACAGCCAAAUGUUCGGGAAGGGAUUGCAUAUCAUAUAUUCGCAAUCAACAGCAGUAUGAAAAAUACAGCCUUCGUGAAUACCGACGGGGAUUUUUUAAUUGUCGCCCAAGAAGGGCACUUGGACAUUUUCACUGAGUUGGGCCAUAUAUAUCUUCAGCCGUCCGAGAUCUGCGUUAUCCAACAAGGCUUGCGAUUCAAGGUCGACAUCGUUGAGAAGCAUUCUCCCUCUGGUGCCAGGGGGUACAUCAUUGAAACCUGGGGCACAAAAUGGGAACUUCCUGAGCUCGGACCUUUAGGAGGCUUUGGCCUCGCAAACCCAAGAGACUUUCUAUUUCCAACCGCAGACAUCGAUACCAGUUCAAGCGGCCCAUGGAAAAUUGUUUCAAAACAAGAAGGCAGAUACUACGCGAUUUCUCAAGACCAGACUCCCUUCGAUGUUGUAGCUUGGCAUGGAAACUACAUCCCCUACAAAUACGACUUAACCAAAUUUGUUUAUCACAACACAGUCUCGGUAGACCACACGGAUCCAAGCAUCAACACCGUCUUGACAGCCAAGUCUCGAGAUCUGCAUGCACCUCUGUGCGACUUCCUCGUCUUCGGCCCCCGUUGGGAUGUAGCACAGAAUACGUUCCGGCCCCCCUACUUCCACCGAAACUGUGCCUCUGAAUUUCUCGCGCGUAUUUAUGGGCUAGAGGUAGCUGGUGGCCGCUCUGAAGUCUUUGCUCCUGGUGGUGCAAGCUACGAAGCAGGUUUCACACCCCAUGGCAACGCAGAUCAACGCACUAUUGGCGCAAUGCACGUGGAUCUAAAGCCCAUGCGUGUGGGUGAGAAUCAGCUUACAUUUAUGCUUGAGAGCUGCCGUAGCUUGUUGUUCACGAACUGGGCACUCAAAGAUUCUGGCGUUUUGGUGGCGGAGGAUAUUCCUGCUUCAACGUGGGAUACAGUUCCAGAUCGAUUUGGAGAAAACGAAGAGGCGAUCAAGUUUUUGAAGGCCAUGAAUCGGGCAUCAACCUCUCUUGUCAUGUGA